This is a messenger RNA of Pundamilia nyererei, 1173 nucleotides long. RefSeq lists its product as uncharacterized. NCBI's taxonomy places the organism in Eukaryota, Metazoa, Chordata, Actinopteri, Cichliformes, Cichlidae. The transcript is spliced from 6 exons. The coding region runs from base 67 to 888 and encodes 273 amino acids. The record is from RefSeq and is a predicted model, not a curated record.
GAUGCCCUGUAACCUGAGAGCAGUCGUAUCAGACAGAGAACACGUUUUCUUCAAGACGGCUGGAAUAUGGUAGAGAUGCUAACUGUAGCCGUGGUGCUGCUAUCUGUGGCCCUGUCGAUCUCUUUAUGCCUCAAUGUGAUCUUUUGCAUCAAGCGAAGAACUAUUUUGUGCAGAGAAAAAAAUGGAUCCUGCUGCCCCCACACUUCUGAAGAAGAAACCCUGUCACACAAUGAAGGGCAUUAUUUUCAUGACCUUAAUCAUCAAGAGCAGAGGGAAAAUCCCCACAAUCAUCAUGAGCAACAGGAAAAUCCAAUCUAUGGCAACAUCAGCACAGAGAGAAGAAGUUCUGCAGAGGGUUGCUAUGAGAUGAUGACCAUGCAACGCACAAGAGAAAGUAAGAAGCCUUUCCAGAAUGACCUGAAUUAUGCCUCACUGGACCUGAAGACUGCAAAGAAACGAAAGAAGAAGCAUCGCCAUCAGCAUAGCCAGUCACAGGGACGAAAUCAUUUCCCCGAACAGCUGUCAGUCCACCACACACCUCCUCCGAAUACAUUCUUGGAGGUGGAUGCAGACAUGGAUGCUCAUCUUCCGUCCAGAGACACCAGCACCAUGGUUUCACACAGCAGCAUCUACCUCAACAGUCAACAAAUAGCUCAACAGACAGAGGAAAUGGAAAGAGAAAAGAAUCUGACGCUGGAGAGGAAUGUUGGUUGGAAUAGUAUGCGAAGGCGCGAGGAUGGAGGAAAUCAAGAGAGUGAAGAAGUGAAAGAUGAACAAGAGUGUAACAAUGGGAGUUUAUGUGAACAGCUUUCAGAAGUAGAAACCUUUCAGAGCUGCACAGAUCCUUUCAUUGGUAGCUUUAGCCAGGAUGGUCACCAGCACGGUUAAACAAACAUAUCAAGUUUUACUGUUUCAAACUGUUUUGAACUGAAGUCUAUAUCACCUGAAAAAGACUUUUUGGUUUUUAUUUUAUUUUAUGUGCAAAAAACAAACUACUGUCUAUUACUACAGCUGUAAAAUGAAACUACGUCACCUAAAAUAUUCAAACUGCUUGCAGGGUUGAGCAAUUUCCUCUCCGAGAUAGACAAGAUGAGGUCUCCUCAUUGAGCAACAGAGGAAGAAAAGUGUACCUUUCAUGCAGAGGGUGUAAUAAAUGUAAAUAAAGCUAAAAGG